Molecule: messenger RNA, 5875 nt
Organism: Oncorhynchus masou masou (cherry salmon)
Lineage: Eukaryota; Metazoa; Chordata; Actinopteri; Salmoniformes; Salmonidae
Product: neural cell adhesion molecule 1-like
Biological process (GO): cell adhesion
Cellular component (GO): membrane
Molecular function (GO): protein binding
Source: RefSeq, a predicted model, not a curated record
CGGAUUAAUUCGUGUUGUGUGUGUGCUACGGCUGCAAGUCACUCAUUCUGCGAGCUGCUCUCGUGCGUAUUCGGGUAGCUGCAAGGACCAACUCGAAUAUUGCUAUCAGAAUACAGUAGUUGGAAAACAUACAUUUCUUCAGAACACUGAAAUCGUUGUCAAGUCUGUCCAUCUAUUCUUCAAGGAGAAUAUCUUUGUGAGAUAUUGCAAUGCUUCAAACAAGGUAUCUCAUCUGGGCAUUGCUCUUUGGCUAUGCAGCCUCCCUGCAGGUGGAGAUCACCCCGAUGCAAGGAGAGAUCAGUAUGGGGGAGUCAAAAUUCUUCCUCUGUGAAGUUGUCGGAGAUGUAAAGGACAUUGAUUGGUAUGCCCCGAACGGCGAGAAGCUCCUACCGAACCGACAGGACAUCCUCGUGAACCGCAACGACGAGUCCUCGUCCACUCUCACGAUCUAUAACGCCAACGUGGACAAUGCCGGCAUCUACAAGUGUGUUGCCAAAAAUGGAGACAAGGAGUCUCAGGGCACCGUCAACGUUAAAAUCUUCCAAAAGAUAACCUUCAAGAACGCCCCUUCCCCACAGGAGUUCAAUGAAGGGGAUGACGCUGACAUCAUCUGUGACGUCGUCAGCUCGCCUCCUGCUGACAUCAUCUGGAAGCACAAAGGCUCAAAGAUCCAGGUUGCAAAAGAUGUUCGAUUUAAGAUCCUGACCAACAACCACCUCCAGAUCCGAGGCAUCAAGAAAACAGAUGAAGGGGCGUACACCUGUGAGGCUCGUGUAAUGACCAGGGGAGAGAUUGACCUAAAGAUCAUCAAGGUCAUCGUCAACGUGCUCCCUAGCAUCCGCACCAGGCAGUCGGAGGUGAAUGCCACGGCGGACGUCAACCAGUCUGUGAUGCUGGCCUGUGACGCUGACGGCUUCCCUGAACCCACAGUCACCUGGGCCCGUAACAACAUUGUCCUUGAGUCGGACGAUAAGUACGGCCUGAACAACGACGGCUCGGAGCUGAUAAUAAAAGAUGUCAAGAAAGUGGAUGAAGGAGAUUACACGUGCAUCGCCCGGAACAAGGCCGGAGAGAAAGAGGAGGAAGUCAGCUUGAAUGUGUUCGUGCAACCUAAGAUCACCUACCUGGUCAACCAGACUGCAUCAGAGCUGGAGGAGCAGAUCACCCUGACCUGCGAGGCCUCAGGAGACCCCACCCCCACCAUCACCUGGAGCUUUGGCCGCAGGAUCUUCACAGAGGGAGAGCAGGCUUCUUGGACUCGGCCUGAGACGUACGAGAGUCUUGAUGGGAAUGUUGUGGUGCGUAGUCACGCACGGGUUUCCUCUCUCACCUUGAAGUAUGUCCAGUUCACUGAUGCCGGCCACUACCUCUGCACUGCCCGCAAUUCCAUCGGUCAAGACCAGCAGACCAUGUACCUGGAAGUCCGCUAUGCUCCCAAGAUCCAGGGCUCGGUGACGGUCUACACCUGGGAAGGGAACGCAGCCAACAUCAGCUGUGAGGUGCUGGCUCAUCCGGGAGCCUCAGUGGUGUGGUUCAGAGAUGGCCAGCAGCUGUCUAGCACUAACACCACCAACGUCAAGAUCUACAACACACCAGCUGUCAGCUACCUCGAGGUCACCCCAGAUUCCCAGAAUGACUUUGGAAGCUACAACUGCACAGCUACCAACAUGAUCGGAGCAGAGUCCAAGGAGUUCCUGCUGAUCCCAGCAGAUGUGCCGUCGGCACCCGCCAUCGAGCGAGUGGAGCCCUUCUCCAGCACCGCCGUUGUGGAGUUUGAGGAGCCCGAUGCCAGCGGCGGCGUUGCCAUCCUCAAGUACCGGGCAGAGUGGCGCAUGCAGGGUGAAGACUGGACCGGCAGGGAGUACGAUGCAGAGGAGGGCCUGAGCAUGAUCACCAUCGUUGGCCUGAAGCCCGAGACCUUCUAUGAGGUCAAGAUGUCCGCCAUCAACGGCAAGGGUGAGGGCGAGAGCAGCCCUCCCCAGAACUUCAAGACUGAGCCAGUCCGGGAGCCCAGUCCCCCUAAACUGGAGGGCAAGCUGCAGACCACGGGCAACGCCCUCAAGGUCAACUGGAUCAAGCAGGACGAUGGAGGCUCGCCCAUCAAACACUACCUGAUAAGAUACAGGGCUAAGCACGUUCCGGACUGGAAGCCGGAGAUCCGCUUGCCCAACGGCAGUGAGUACGUGGUGCUGAACAGCCUAGACUGGAACACGGAGUAUGAGGUAUACGUGGUGGCCGAGAACCAGCAGGGCAAGUCGCAGCCCGGCACCCUCUUCUUCAGGACUGCAGCAGAGCCCACCGCCAUCCCAGACACUAUGCAUAGCGGCUCAGGUCUAGGCACAGGGGCCAUCGUGGGGAUCCUCAUUGUGGUCUUUGUGCUGCUGCUGGUGGGCGUCGACGUCACCUGCUACUUCCUCAACAAGUGCGGCCUCGUCAUGUGCAUUGCCGUCAACUUCUGCGGCAAGUCCGGACCCGGAGCCAAGAGCAAGGACCUCGAGGAGGGCAAGGCGGCGUUCACGAAGGAUGAGUCCAAGGGGCCCAUUGUGGAGGUGAGGACGGAGGAGGAGCGCACUCCUAACCAUGAAGGGGGGGGGCCUACAGAGCCUAACGAGACCACCCCUCUGACUGAGCCUGAGCCCGCUGCUGACACUACCGCCACGGUGGUGGACUUGCUCCCUUCUGUCGCCACUAACUCUGAACCUGUCACUGAGAGCUUUAGCACAACCCAGAACAGCCCAGCUAGCGAGAGCACCACUCUCACUUCCAGCGCAGCUGGCCCAACCCCUGUCCCGGCUGAGUCCAAAACUGCCCCCAAAACCUCCCCUAAAAGCAAACCUGCCCCCGUCCCCCAGUCCAGCACGGCCAAACCUAGCACCCCCGCCUCCCAGCGUGCCACCCAAUCCGACGUAGCUCCCCUCGUUGACCUAAGCGAGGCUCCUAAAGCCACACCCUCGUCUGACCCCAAGCCCCCGACCCCCACACCCCCAUCCUCAAAGCCAGUCAUGGUCCCCUCCACCCCCUCUGCCACAGCCGAUGCCGCACCACAGAGCCAGCCCGAGUCUAUCCAAAGCCCCUCCGCCACCAGCAGUCAGAAUAAGGACUUACAGAUAGACGGCCUGGCCAAGGAUGUGUUUGAUGCCCCAGGCAAAGGCUCCAAGGCCCCGGCAGACUCCACUGCUGCACCCGCCCAGGACGACGGUAAAAUCAUGACAGGUGAUCAAAGUAAAGCGCCGGAGACAGCGACAGAGGUGAAGAAAGCCCUGUCUGAGGUGAAGACAGUCCCCAACGACGCUGCAAAGACAAAUGGCAACGAGAGCAAAGCAUGAUCCCGACAGCGAGAAGGGAGGGGGUCGGGUGCACCACGGUCACACACCUCCAGGGGGAAAGAAAACGUCACACACCACUCCGUCAAACAACAAAAAAAGCCCAAUAAAAGGGUGUUUUUCUUCAGUGUCUUCUAUGAGUUUUCCGAGCAAAAGAUGAGUUUGUUUGACAUGUAGAGCGGGAAUAAGACCUAAUGCACCCGCUUUAGUGUUUCUUUAUCUGUUAUUCCUUUUGUAAUUUUCUCUGUGUUCACGUGAAGGAAAAUCCUUACCUCUAGUUCACUCUCCUUGACCUCCUUUUAUAUGUAACAUCAACGUUACCAGUCUUUUCAAUGGGACAGAAGCUAAGUAUCAUUGGCACAGAUAACCAUGGGAGUUGUAGCUUUACUUCAGUACAAUGCCUUUACGAUGUGCACACACCUGACCCACACACUAUCUCCAGUUAUGUUCUCUUUUGUUACGCAGUAAUGCCAUCGAUAUUUCCACUGCUAAUGGAUUUUUGGGUACUUUUGAAAUGUUUUGUUGCGUGUUUAAAUCAUGUGCAGAAGAAACUGCAUGUUAUUGUAUCUUUAUUUUUCAUGUAUAAUUUGAGAACUAGAGAGAGCAUAUUUUUUCCAUAAUGUGGUUGUCUUUUGUUUUAUUGUUGUUCUUGAAUGUUUACAUUGUGUUAACUCUGUCCCAAGAUUGUGUAGACACAACAAAAACAAAAGAAGACACAGCAGAAAGACAAUGUUUAUUCCACAGUCAUAGAGGUCGGAGUUGGCGGUUAGCGUUACGCAAUUUAUCGUCUCUAAGAUUAAUUUUUUUUUUUUUAUUUGUUUUGGCAAAUAUAUGAACACACUUUCUCUAACACACAAAUACACACACUUCUAUAUCUUCUUAAUGAAUGAUCCUAUUAGAUGAGCUGUUGACCUGUUCCACUUCACAGAUUUCAGGGCUCAGCUUUGACCCCGGAAAUGUUGCAGGUCCCAAGGGGUCACAGGAAGAGACGGGCAUACAGAGUAGCAUGGCUUAUGGGAGAAUGAUGUAAUCAAAGGCCGGAUAUGAGUGGUAGCAGCUGAAUGUAUGAACAGAAGUCCUUAAAAUAGCCUACAAAGUCUUAUUUAUUCCCCCAUUUGAUGGCUUUGUCCCAUAACUUCAGAAUACUGUGCCUGUUGCGAACAGCACUUCCAAUUUAGUGAUCGAUUGGGCUUCAUCUCAAAAUGCAAGGGAAUAAAAAUGUAUGUUUUGUGUUUUUCAGCAUAUUUUAUGCAUAUAAACAAAUGUAAUGGCCAGAUUUAUACAUUUCUUAUUUAAGCCAUAGUACUCCGGUGUGGAUUUGGUCAAAUCAACAAACAAAAAAAUAUUAAAUCGGACCUUUUUGUACAGCGUCUCUCAUACUUUAGACUGCAAGCUUGUGCACUGUGAAUGCGUGAAUAUCCUAGUGUGAAUACGUGUUCUUUGUCAUAGAAUUAAAAUAUGCAUAGUUUGGUUGUGAAAGGUAUAGCUAAUAGUACAGACAACAAAAAAGUUCCAUGAAAAACCAUGAAAGCAAUGAGCAGAUGGAAACAAAAUAAGAAGACUUCUGAAACGUCAAAAUGGCAGCACGCCUUCCAUCCUGCUCAGUGUCUGCCUGUUCUAGGAGGUGACAGCAUAAGGUUUUGUGUCCUACUUCUGUCUAUUGCCAUUCCUUCACUACACAGUCCAAGGAAAACACACAGGAAGAGUACUGACAAUGUAACUGGUUUGUAAACUGUGAAAUGACUAAACCGCUGCGUCAUUGUGUUAGUGCAUAAACCCAGAUCGGGGGUGGGGGGGGGGGUGAAAAUGGAGGUGGUCAGUUGUGUCCACAUCGUUUUCACAAGGCUCCUCAUUCACUGGUUCUCCAUGUGACUAAUGCAACAAAAAAAAUGUUAUCCCUAAACAAACGUGGAAAAACAACAUUCAUUCCAAUGAUUAACUCAUGAUCACUACACCAAAAGUUAUUUCACACAAACAAAACUUUUGGACAUGAUCAAAUAUUUCCAAUCCCAAUUGGCUCAAAUGACUUGCAGUCACGGUUGGUCUUCAAAACCGAACAUCAUUAAUGAAGGAAAAAAAAUGUUUUUUCUUGACCUGAAACGAGCAUGCAAUGUACUCUUAUCUUGGAUUUCAUUGGUGUGGCAGCACUGAAAAGUUCCUGAGAAAGGAAUUGACCAAGGCUUUAUCUGUUGUACAUUGAUCUUUUGAAGUGUUCUGUAAACUGUCUGCUCCGAACGUUUUGGUUUUCUUCAAAAUAGACAUCAAGUGCUUUUACUCCACAAGGCUCUGUAAUGUAAAGAGGUGUGUUCAAAUGACACCGUUUCUGAUUAAAUGUGUAUAAACCAUUCCUAACCAUGUAAUAAAAAAAAAAGAUAUGGGUUUCUCUUGACCCCAAAAAAGCUGGACUGCUGUGGCUUUUGACCUGUAUGUUCAAAUGCUAUGAUAAUGUGGGACCAAUUCCUAUGUACGUUUACAUUGACAUUUUCAUUAGUGUACUGUGCCAUGAAUCUUAUUUCAGGAAAGAAGUCAGGGGAACAAAAACAAAACAAAAA